Messenger RNA from Brenthis ino (lesser marbled fritillary), 2394 nucleotides. Lineage: Eukaryota; Metazoa; Arthropoda; Insecta; Lepidoptera; Nymphalidae. The record is from the annotation of a GenBank genome assembly.
AUGGCCCUAUUAGAGUUUAUGGAAAGUCAUGGUGAUAUAACGAGGCCUCAGCGAGGGGUUCAAGGACGAUUAAAAGCUGAACUUCUAUGGCACGAAGUAGUAGAUAAACUAAAUUCUAUCGAUGGUGGAGUAAAGAAAUCUUUGGACAAAUGGAAAAAAGUAUGGGUGGACUGGAAGGCCAAAACAAAAAAGAAAGUUUUGGGAUUACACCAUGAAUCAAGUAUGGGUGAUGGUCUGAGCAGACUAACUCUAAGUAAUGCAGAGCAGAAACUAUUGGCCAUAAUGGGCUUCUCUAUUGUUGAUGAGUCUGGAACUAAGAAGAGUGAAUUUGACAACUCACCACCUGAACAAAAUCACGUUCCAGUACGCAGCAAAGAAUCUCUUCUCGCCGAAUUAAAUAUUCUGGAAGUAGUGAAAAAUUCUACAGCCUGUUCAAUCUCUUCAGGGGAAUUUCAUGGCGAUACCCUAGAAUCACCGACGUCAUCAGUAUCUGCAUCUGUACCGAUACCGCCAACAAAAUCGCCCCCAUAUAGACAACAAACGGCUCCACGUAAACCUGCAACCGAGUUCAGUCGCCUCAAGCUUGUAAAGCCUUUACUGUAUCAUGGAAAAACUAAGAGGGAGAUCACUUCUACCAAACACACGAAUGAUAUGCACUACCUAGAAGUGACGAUGGCAAUAGAUAUGGAUGGAGACCAGCAUAUACUAGAUUUGAAAUUAAAUAAAGAUCUAGUAGCAGGAGGACAUAUUAUCAGGUUGAUAGGUGAUAUCAUAGCGCCCUCGAAAGAUAACGAUUUAGAUACCAUAAGGGAAGGUGCUUUAACACGUUCUGCUGUUAUGUCUAAGGUAGCGAAACAAUAUUUUGAUAAAAAACGGCGAAAUGCAUCACCAUUCAAGGAAACUACGUACAAAGAGCCAUUCAGUGCAGACCAAAUUUCUCGAUACUUAGAGUUAGCGCUUGUAGCGGAUAAUGCUCUAUAUAAAGCAUAUGGAGAGAGCAUCACCAAUUUGCACAUGCAUUUGAGGGACAUCGCUAACAUCGUCUAUUCUUUAUUUGCUCCCUGGAACAUUUACGUAGCGCUCGUGGGUGUAGAUAUUUGGACUGAGAAAGACGAAAUAAAGUUUGAAGACGAUAUGAUUGAUAUACUUAGUAGCUUUUUAGAUUAUAGAAAAAUAAAGCUUGGACGUUAUAUACCGAACGAUAAUGCACAGUUGUUGAUAAACUAUAAAUCAUCCAGCAUGGUAUUAAAUGAUGCUAUCUUAGGAUCAAUGUGUAACGAACAAUUAUCUGGAGGCGUGAUCAGAGCUGAUUCACAAGAUUUGGAAGACUCUUGUAUAAUGUGCCCCAAUAUUAGCGAGAAUAAACUACAAACACACAGGUCAUCUUGUAGUUUCUUAUCUUUAAUCAAAACCUUUGACAAAGGCUUAGGUUAUUGUUUGAGAAACAAGCCGAAGCAUCUUUUCGGCUCACCCUUUUGUGGUAACGGUUUUAUUGAAUUCAACGAGGAAUGUGACUGCGGAGUGUAUCCGAGUGUAGCUUGUGCUACAUGUUGCAACCCGCUAACCUGUCUCUUGAAGCUUAACGCGACUUGCGCUUUAGGAGAAUGCUGUGAUCUAUGGACAUGUCAGGUGGAAGAAAUAUUAACAGUUUGUCGACCAGAGAAGAAUGAGUGUGAUUUACCCGAAUAUUGUAACGGAUUUUCCGGAGAUUGCCCAAAAGAUGUAUACAAGAUGGACACUACAGCUUGUUCUCAUGGCGAGGCAUACUGUGUAAAGGGCGAAUGUAGUACACAUAGCGACCGGUGUCAACUGCUCUGGGGAGAGUCAGGAAUAAUGUCCAACAAGAAAUGUUAUGAAACUUUUAAUGUCCAAGGCAAUGAAAAUCGUUACUGUGGUUACCGACGUGGUGAGCAAAUAACAUAUAAAGAAUGUUGUGAACAAGACGCGCUCUGUGGCCUGUUACACUGUGUACAUGACAACAGUAGCCUACAGAUAGGUAUGGGAGACGAAACAACAAAAUCGAACCAAGUAAAUCAAAGCUUUGCCAAUUCAGGUUUACGUCAUUUGACUCAUUUCCAUGAUUGCAAUACAGCUAUGAUAGAUCUGGGUCCGCCUAAGGAGGACCCAGGUUUGGUACCAGAUGGUGUUAAAUGCGGUGAAGAAAUGAUGUGCUUGAAACAAAAAUGCGUAUCUAUAGCAUCCAUACGUCAAGGUAUUGCUAAAAUGAAAACAUCCAUUUGCCCUUCGAAUUGCUCAGGAAAUGGCAUUUGUAACUCCGAAGAUCACUGCCAUUGUUCCCCUGGUUUCGAACCGCCGUUGUGUAAUCGCGCCAACGUCCGAUCCAUUGACUCCGAACCGACAUAUUAUAUCAAAUCGGAGGAAACUACGUUACCA